AUGCAGCAUACAUCUUCAACGCCUCCAACAUUAAUUGAAAACUUUAAAAUGAUACCUAUGUCAACACCGAGUAUUUCCGAUGUUACAACACCUAAUGAUACUUCAUAUUCUUCACUUUUACUAAAAAAGAAAUUAGCUAUGUUUGAUAAUUCAUCGACUUCAACGGAUAUGUCCAUCUCCCAUGAUACGAACAAUUCACCAGUUUCUUUAAUCAAACCAUCAAGUACAACUUUAUCGAUCAAUGAGAAUGAACCUAUCAAAAGUGCGAGUCGUCGCCGUAAACCACUUCGACCUUGGUCAUUGUCUGCACGUGUCGAAAGACCAAACUCGAUUAUUCAAUCGAAUAAUGAUGCCAUUGAACCUAUCAGUGAUACUGAUGAUGACAAUAAUCAAAUGGAAAGGAAAGAAUCACCUGUGAAUAAUGAAAUUGCUAAUAGUAAUAUCGAUGAUGACGAUUUAUUGCAUAAUGAAUGGCCGAAACAAUUAUCGACAAUCGAAGAAAUUUUAAAAUUAUACCGUGUUGAAACCAACGGAUUAGUACAAUGUAUUCGAUGUGGUUGCAAUGCUAAUCAAGAUAAUUUACUUGAUCAUGUCUCUAUUCAUUAUCCAUAUAAAUGUUAUUCAUGCGGAUUCUAUUCAACUUCAUCAGCGGGUCUUGAUGAACAUAAUCGCACUCAUAUAUCUAAUACUCUUCAAAAAUCUGCACUUAUCGAAGAAAUUCCAAUAGCUUUACCAACACCAAUAAAACCCACUGAACCAUUAAAUGGCACUAACAGUGAAAAAUCAACUCCAUCAAGUAAAGCUAAAGUUCAUCGAUGUCGACAAUGUUCAUAUGUAUCUAGCGUUAAAGAAGAAUAUUGGGCACAUCAUCGAGUACAUAUACGAGCCGAUAAAGUUCUUGAGUGUCCAAGUUGUCCAUUUGUGACCGAAUACAAACAUCAUCUUGAAUAUCAUUUACGUAAUCAUCUUGGUUCAAAGCCAUUUAAAUGUUCAAAAUGUGAAUAUGCAUGUGUAAAUUUAUCAAUGUUACGUUCACAUAAAAAAUCUCACUUUCGCCAUUUACUAUUUAAAUGCUUAAAUUGUUCAUUUGAAUCGAAACAGUAUCAAGCAUUACAAGAACAUCUACAAACCGAAGGGCAUGAACCGUUUUUAGAUGAGAAUAUUGAAGAAUUUCUUAAAGAAUAUUCAAGUGGAAAUCUUACAUCAUUGACUGCAACAAAUAACAAUAGUAAUUCAUCAUCGUCAACACCACCGACACUUGUACCAACACCAUCAAUACAAAAAAAUAAUAAUUGUCCAUCAACAGCACAGAAACGUAAGGCAAUGUCGAAUAUAUCUGCACCAAUGCCUGUUAAACGAACAUCAUCUAUAUCAUCAAUGGACUCAUCUUCGGGCGCUAUAUCACCAAUCUCAAGUGAUGAACAUCAAAUGGAUAAUCAACAGAUAACAACACCAACAUCAGUUCCAUCUUCGUCAAUAUCACUGGUGUGUACUCUAUGCGAUUAUGUUGCUGCAUCAAAAGAAGGUCUCGGUGUACAUUUAUUUCAACAUGCUUGUAAAAAAAGUGAUCUUCUCAAUCGAUCACUAUUAGCUAGCAUGAAUAUUGAUCCGGCAACGAAACUCAUGGAAUUGUUCAAUGGGAAAAUUGCAUCAUUUACAAAUGCAAACGGAAUCGCCGGACAAUUAAACGAUUUUCUUGGUCCCUAUCAACAAUUUCUGACACAACAACUUCAAGCUCAUUUAGCUUCAACUAGUUCGUUAUCAUCGACACCUACGAAUGUUCAUCAUUAUCAUCUCGAUAAUAAUAAUAAUCAUGCGCAAACACCGCCACCAUCAUUACUCAAUGGUAGUUAUUCUCUAUUAUCAUCAUGUAUUAAAAAUGAACCAAAUGAAAAUUCACAUCCAUCUACUAAACGACAACGAAAAGAACAAGGUUCCUAUGCAUCCUAUUCAACAGAUAGUGGCAGUAAUGAUGAACGAAAUAUAAAUUAUGUUGAUCAACAAACGCAAGUUGAUGAAUGGCAAAUAAAACGCUUAUUUGAAUGCUUUCAUUGUGAAAUUAUUUUCAAAGAUUUUGCAAUGUACUGUACACACAAACAAUUACAUUAUUCGUCCGAUAAUCCUUUUCGUUGCGCACAAUGUGGUGAACAAAAAGCAAAUAAAUAUGAUUUUUUUGUACAUGUUGCACAACAAGCUCAUGAUCUGACCUGA
Rotaria socialis is the source of this 2211-nucleotide messenger RNA. The record is from the annotation of a GenBank genome assembly. NCBI's taxonomy places the organism in Eukaryota, Metazoa, Rotifera, Eurotatoria, Philodinida, Philodinidae.